Leptosia nina is the source of this 1557-nucleotide messenger RNA. The record is from the annotation of a GenBank genome assembly. NCBI's taxonomy places the organism in Eukaryota, Metazoa, Arthropoda, Insecta, Lepidoptera, Pieridae.
AUGCCGGUCGAUUGCCAAAGGUCUACAUCAGGUGGAAAGGGCAACAUAGGAAUGUUUAUAGAAAGAGAUCCAAAAAUAUGCGCGGCCGGAUUACCUUCUUCUCAACCAGAUGAUAAAGUUCCAGAUUCUCUGCAACACUAUUUGUUAAAGGAUGAAGUAGACGCCCUGGUGGGCGAUGCUAUCCUGCCCCUAAAGCCCCCAAGACCAUUACCACCGUUACGUCAUCCGAUUCCUUUAGAUAAACGGUUCGCGGGCCCUUUUGGUCAAGUAGCCCAAAUUAUCAAUCCCCCUAUCAAAACCAAGUUCCAAACACUGGUUGACGAUUUUAAAGACACUUCUUAUGCAUCGUAUUGGAAGAAACCGCUCGGUCAAGUGCGCGAUCCCGUACCAAUGUUACCGGAUGGCAUGGAUACUGUUGGUACAACGUUUGGCAAGAAAACUGCGUUCCACGGUAGAUUAUACGAUAUAGUUAUGCCUAAAGUCCCACCUCCAGAUAAAACGCCACAUGCAAAAGAGGCUGGAGUGCAAUUAAAGCGUACUUAUUGUUCUCCACCUUACAAUCGGGAACUAACAUUUGGCCACCGAACUUAUGUUGAUAAACGUGGCACUUAUGCAAGAUGUUGUUUGACAGAUGACCGAGUCGUUGUAGGAAACGGAACCCGAACUAUAUUGAAUACACUUCAAGCUAAAUUCCUCGAAUCUCAUCAGCCUAGAAUUGGCGAAGUAUUGGCACCGAACAAUAAUAUAGAUAAUGUUCCCAAGGGUUAUUCAUUUGGAAAAUUAAAACCACCUGACAAUUUACCCGAGUGCCUAUCGUAUUGUCAACUGAAUCCCGAGAGAGAUUUUUUUAGAAAAUGCCUCGGACAUCUAAACUCUCUUAGAAAAUCACUGUCAAAACGCUUCCUUCCCACAUUUUUUCGUGAAUUUUAUCUUAACAUUAAAUAUUACGACAAACAAAAGGCCGGCUGGCUACCUAAACAAGUUGUUUAUGACUUAUGUGCGGUAAGACUUAUUCGCUUUGAUCCGUCAUUAAUUGAACCAUUGUUGUCAAUGUGGCAUGCUUUUGACGGUGCAAAUAUUGAAUACAAAACGUUCGUGCACGUUAUUAACUACCGAGAACCAUCACCCGAAAUCCCUAAAAUUCCUGAUAUACCCGAUGAAUGUCUCUCUUUUUCGACAACUUAUACUGAAAUGGUGACACCCGGACAGGAAGAAGAUAAAAGCCGAAUGGCUGGUUUGCCUUCUGGUAGAUAUUUUGAUUUAGAUUAUCCAGUAACACCAGAAAAAUGUUGUCGAGCCGAUAGAACUUGCCUUCCCCACGAAUCAGAUAUGAAAGCUUGCCUUAAUCCCAGCAUUUUAACAUUGUUUCAUGUUAAUCAUAGAGAUAUGUAUGCAAAACGAGAUCCACAAACAGUGAAGAGAGUGUUUGAAGCCGCUGGUGAAACUUUUACAGAUGAAAAAUUUAAUGAAAUUUGGGAAGAGGCUAAAAAGUAUCAUUCGAAUGGCUGGGUUUGUUAUGAAACAUUCAAUCGAGCAUUGGAGAAUUCAAAGAAGUAA